GCCGACUGCGGCAAGGACUUCCCCACCUCCAACGCCCUCCUGCUCCACCAGCGCCAGCACUGCGACGACAAGCCCCACGUCUGCGGCGUCUGCGGCAAGAAGUUCACCUACGGGCACAGCCUCAAGGUGCACGAGCGGGUGCACACGGGCGACCGCCCCUUCGUCUGCCCGCUCUGCGGCAAGGGCUUCAAGCAGUCCAACGCCCUCUCCUCCCACCAGCGCGUGCACACCGGCGAGCGCCCCUUCUCCUGCCAGACCUGCGGCAAAGCCUUCAAGCAGUCGUCCUACCUGGUGAUCCACCAGCGGGCACACACGGGCGAGCGACCGUACAAGUGCGAGGCGUGUGGCAAAGCCUUCGCCCGGCCCUCGCUGCUGCUCCAGCACCACCGCGUGCACAGCCAGGAGCGGCCCUACAAGUGCAGCUUCUGCCACAAGUUCUUCAAGGACCUGGCCUACCUGGCCGUGCACGAGAAGGUGCACACGGGCGAGACCCCCUACAAGUGCAGCGUCUGCGACAAGGGCUUCGCCCACCCCUCCAACCUGCUGCAGCACCAGCGCGUCCACCGCGACGGAUGA
Molecule: messenger RNA, 576 nt
Organism: Tauraco erythrolophus (red-crested turaco)
Lineage: Eukaryota; Metazoa; Chordata; Aves; Musophagiformes; Musophagidae
Biological process (GO): regulation of transcription by RNA polymerase II
Cellular component (GO): chromatin; transcription regulator complex; PcG protein complex
Molecular function (GO): RNA polymerase II cis-regulatory region sequence-specific DNA binding; DNA-binding transcription factor activity, RNA polymerase II-specific
Source: RefSeq, a predicted model, not a curated record